AUUCCAUUUGUUCUUCUGGUAGUCUGUCAGUGUCAGGUCAAAAAUUUAGAAUCGUUGUAAAAUAUUUUUGAUGCGAAUUUUACGAUCUUAUAGUUUCCUGUUAGAUAUCAUAAUAAGCUCCAAUUAAGUUACAUAUUAAAUAAUUAUGAUAUUAAUGUUUGAACACUAUGUGUAAAGUUGUAUUUAUAAAAACUUGGAAUAGUUAAUGUUAGUUUAUUGUUUGGAAGUUGGAUGUUUUUGUAUUGCGUUGCAAAACUACUCGCUGACGUCUGUUCUGUGCGAUGGAUCUCUUGAAACAUGGUAUGAAGGGUCCAUCCCGGCCAGCUCCAGUACCACCUAGUGCUCAUGUUAAUAGAUACUCUCCGGUGACCAAUUGGAAUGAUGACCCAUUUGGAGCAGAGGUUUUUGAACCAACUCCAAUUUAUACACAGAAAAAAAAGCCACCACCUCGUCCACCUCCACCAAGGGUUGCCAAGCAACUUGAAGUGCCUUCUAAACCAUCACACUUCAUACGUAAACCUACAGUUCUCACCUCAUUGUUAAAUCGUAAAAAUAAGAACACAGUGAACCAACCAAGUGGGCCAAAUCAACCUAGCUUUACAGAAUUUAGUAGUGAAGUUGACAAUUGUAGAAUGUUUCCAAAGUGUGAUCGUGCAAAUAUACAAACAGCAACUCUCAUAGAUCUGUCGUCACCCCCAAGCUCACCAACUUUUACUACUAGAUCUAGUAGUGAUGGAAUCAGUGUGGAUAGCUUUGGAUCUGAUGCCACAACAUCUACUAACCAUCGAAAUGCCAUAAGUGGUGGUAACGCUUCUCAAGCAGAAAGUGGUUUUGAAGAUGACUUUGAUCUCUUCCUCACUUCAAGAAAGCAUAUGAGUAAAGAAGACACUUUUGAAGAUUUUUCGAAUAUAGAUCCUUUUUCACCACAGCCAGUUAUUAAACCUCCUAUUAUGAAAAAGCCUGUGCUAAGUAAGGAUCUGUUUGAAACAUCAAGCACUACAAGUAGCCAGUAUUCCAUACCACCUUUAAAGGGGCCUACUAUAAUUAGAGCUAAACCGGCUCGACCAAAACCUCCAGAUAAUUCUUCUCUAUUGAAAAGUACUUUUGGCACCAAUUUCCAAUUGACUUCAAUGAACAUAAAUACCACAACGCCUAUACAAAAAGUUGCUAAUGGCAAUGUAGAUAUUGACCAGAAAUUGAAUUGGGAGCAUGAAGAAUCGCCUGAAAGGAAGUCCACUCCGCCGAUGCCCACGAUUCCGCCGCCACCACCGCCACAGAUAGACGAUGACUUACCGGUGGUGUGGCCUGAUGAUCUACAGGACUUCGAAGAAAACGAUGAAGAAAGUGAUGAUGCUGAACCACAUGCGGUUGCGCUCUUUGACUAUUUCACAGAUCACCAAGAAGACUUAUAUUUUUCGGCUGGCACGAAAGUAUUUCUGAUUCGGCGUGAGAAUGACGAAUGGAUGUACGGCAAACUCCGCACGGGGGCGGAAGGUCUCUUUCCUGCAAACUACGUUGAGGUAAAGGUGCCUUUACCGAAUGAUAGUAAAACUAAAAUUGGGACGGCACUCGCGCUAUACGAGUUCGUGCCUGUCCAAGAAGGAGAUCUGCCUUUUAACAUAGGUGACAAGAUCAACGUACUGUCCAAAAUAAACGAUGAGUGGUAUUUCGGCGAGUGCAAUGGCCACAAAGGACAAUUCCCAAUUAACUACGUGCAAAUCAGUUAGUACUUGGUAUUCAGGGUAAUUUGUGAUGCGACAUCGAUGCUUGUGACUCGUUUAGUCAAUUUUUAUUUAGGUGUAAAAGACGGUAAUGUAUUAAAAAUAUGGUCCAUUUUGAUAUAUUGUUAUGGGAAUCGUUUGUAAAGUGAAGACUGAUGUCUAUAUCUCGAUUUAAUGUUAUAAGUAUUGUCGGUGUAAAUCAAAUGCUUAAUAGAUCUUGUAAUUAAUUUCAAUCAAGAUAAAAUUUUAUACCAUUGAUUGUCGAAGUGGAUUAAAGUAAUUGACUUUAUCAAUAAUGUGCAAUAUAUUAAUUAAUUAUUUAUAAAUGAUCUGCAUGUUUCAAACUUACUAAUUUAAAUAACUUCUUGCGAUAUUCGUAGUACUUGUUGCCAUAGUAACUUUAGUGUUUUGUCUUACGAUUAAAUUAAUUGCACAAAACGAGAAUCAAUAUAAAUAAUUCUACGACAGACGGUGACUUAAUGUAUAUAUGUCUGGGCAUCUGGGUUGUGUGAGUAUAUCGAAAUAUUGUAAGAUAAUAACUGUUCAGUAUCCAUAUACUUUGAAAAUUAAGUGUGGUUUACUCAGUUCAUUGUACUGUACAAUUAAAAUUGCUCUACACAAAACAGUAUUCAAGAAAAACUGCAUAGCGGUUGUGCUGACAUCAGGUAUAAGAAUAGAAGUCAAUUUAAUGUAAUUGAGAUUAAUUAUUAUUGAACAUCCGAUUUUUUUUAAAAGGUAAAAUUCAAUCGUAAUAUGUAUUUUAUAAUUUUGUAUUUGAUUAAUGUUUAGCUAGUCUCUUUGUAGAUAAAUAAGAUUAAAUCGCAUGUACUUGUCACAUUUCGAACUAUAUCUUUCCAAAAACUAUCCUUCCCCUAUCUUAUUGUUAACUUUUUUUGUGACAAAACAUGUGCGCGAUUGUUUUGCAAUAUUACGCAUAAUAUUAAUUAUUUUUGUACGUCUUUUGUGUCAUUUCUUUUGUUUAAGUUGUAUUAUGUGGGGGACCAUAACAUUAAGUGCCUUAUGUAUUUUGUCAAUGUGUAUUACGUGUAUAUAAAUAUUAAUUUAUAAUAAAAUAUUGUCAAUUUUGUA
Molecule: messenger RNA, 2810 nt
Organism: Zerene cesonia (dogface butterfly)
Lineage: Eukaryota; Metazoa; Arthropoda; Insecta; Lepidoptera; Pieridae
Product: protein app1
Exons: 4
Coding region: 282-1727 (481 amino acids)
Biological process (GO): actin cortical patch localization; endocytosis; plasma membrane tubulation
Cellular component (GO): actin cortical patch
Molecular function (GO): protein binding; lipid binding
Source: RefSeq, a predicted model, not a curated record